AAAAGAAUUCAAGCUUAUUUGUUUUGUAAUCCUUUUACUGAAUCAGGGUUUAGAAGGGUUUGAGGCAGCAACAACCAAUGGCUCCCAAAGUUGAGAAGAAGGCGGAUCCAAAGGCACAGGCCUUGAAGGCUGCAAAAGCAGUGAAAUCUGGACCGGGUUUUAAGAAGAAGACUAAGAAGAUCCGAACCAAGGUUACUUUUCACAGGCCAAGGACCUUGAAGAAAGAUAGGAACCCCAAGUAUCCACGCACCAGUGCUCCACCAAGGAACAAGCUUGAUCAUUAUCAGAUUCUCAAAUUUCCCCUCACAACCGAGUCAGCGAUGAAGAAGAUCGAGGACAACAACACUUUGGUAUUCAUUGUUGAUAUCCGGGCUGACAAGAAGAAGAUAAAAGAUGCUGUGAAGAAGAUGUAUGAUAUUCAAGCCAAGAAAGUUAACACCUUGAUUAGGCCUGAUGGCACAAAGAAGGCAUAAGUCAGGUUGACACCCGAGUACGAUGCCUUGGAUGUGGCAAAUAAAAUUGGAAUCAUCUAAGCAGUUGUUGACUAGCUUACUUUGAAGGGUUUAUCUUUUGUUUUGUUGCAAAGAGAGAGGUA
Molecule: messenger RNA, 595 nt
Organism: Hibiscus syriacus
Lineage: Eukaryota; Viridiplantae; Streptophyta; Magnoliopsida; Malvales; Malvaceae
Product: 60S ribosomal protein L23A-like
Exons: 4
Coding region: 78-473 (131 amino acids)
Biological process (GO): translation; ribosomal large subunit assembly
Cellular component (GO): cytosolic large ribosomal subunit; ribosome
Molecular function (GO): structural constituent of ribosome
Source: RefSeq, a predicted model, not a curated record